AUGUCGGCCUCUUCAGUUCACAAAGAUGUGGAAACUGGCUCACUGAAGGUCGACACAAAGAAGCAAGAGCUCCUAUUAGCUUCAAACAUAUCAAAAUUGGCGUCUCCGUUGCCGUCUCCCACCGAACCCAAGAAACCAGCUUCGAUCAAGCAGACCCAGCCCACCCAACCCAUCCAGCCCACGGACGAUCAUGAAACAGGUGGAAUACUAGGCGACAAGGAAAAUGCGCGUCCAUCAUCCUUGCAGCAUGGCUCACCGAGAGGCAGGUCAUCCCUGAGCACUCGACCACCAAACCGCUCAGCCGAGGACCACCAACCAUGGAGUCGCCAUCAACACCAGUCGUCUAACCCCGGAAUGUCCCCUCCCUCCCGUGCCCCAAGUGUACAAUUCAGAGAUACAGAUACCGAAGCUCCCGAUGCGUCCCAGUCCCGGCCACAAUCUCGGCCCGCUUCCCAACACGGUGACGACGAUGACCAGGGUCCCAAAGGAAAGCAGUCGUUAUUCGGUAAACUGAAGCUACUCGCUAGCGGACCCAAUUUUUCGUCACAUUCACGAUCUCCUAGCGGCGCGAGUACGGAUUUCCGCUCAGCUCCAGGCGACAUAGCCACCCCGGGGUCGGAAAGGGGGAAUUCCGCUUCCCAGAGCCACUGGAAGAAGAAGGCAGCGAGAUCGAUGCCGACGCGGAGGAGAGCGGUGGCGAGCAACGGGAUCCUCGUGAAAAAGAAAGACGCAACGGCGGCGGAAGCAAUGGGAGGAAGAAAAUGGCUCCAACACCGCCCCUACAACACCUAA
Penicillium coprophilum is the source of this 792-nucleotide messenger RNA. Its product is annotated as Phospholipase D eukaryota. Bases 1 to 792 code for a protein of 263 amino acids. NCBI's taxonomy places the organism in Eukaryota, Fungi, Ascomycota, Eurotiomycetes, Eurotiales, Aspergillaceae. The record is from RefSeq and is a predicted model, not a curated record. The transcript has a single exon.